Cyphellophora attinorum is the source of this 2289-nucleotide messenger RNA. Its product is annotated as Cutinase transcription factor 1 alpha. The transcript is spliced from 7 exons. The coding region runs from base 1 to 2289 and encodes 762 amino acids. NCBI's taxonomy places the organism in Eukaryota, Fungi, Ascomycota, Eurotiomycetes, Chaetothyriales, Cyphellophoraceae. Gene Ontology annotation, molecular function: DNA binding; zinc ion binding. The record is from RefSeq and is a predicted model, not a curated record. Gene Ontology annotation, biological process: DNA-templated transcription.
AUGGCCCAGUUCAUGAAGCCAAAGUUCGCUCGUGCACCGAUACGCGAAGCCGGUCGGGUGGCUUACCUGGGCGAGUCCUCAAACCUAGCGCUCCUGGUACAGGAUCGCCAUGGGACUACAGAUGUCGUGCACUAUCCGUUGCCCGAUAACAUUCGCGGAGCUCGAUCCCGAAUGACCGAAAUCGACCAGCUGGAGAUUGAAAUCCUACAACAGCGAGGAGCAUUUCUGUUGCCACCACGGGCACUGUGCGACGAGCUCGUGGAUUGCUUCUUCGAGUGGGUUGCUCCUGUGGUGCCAGUCAUCAACCGCAGCCGCUUCAUGCGGAGGUACAAGGACCCCAAGAACCCACCUUCGUUGCUUCUUUUGCAAGCUGUUCUGCUGGCUGGCAGCAGAGUGUGCACAAAUCCUCAACUUCUGGACGCGUCUGGCUCGACGACACCCGCCGCUAUGACCUUCUACAAAAGGGCAAAGGCUUUAUACGAUGCAAACUACGAAGACGAUCGAAUAACGAUUGUACAGAGCUUAGUGCUCAUGGGAUGCAACGUUAUAGGGUACUGGGAAGGCCCCGAGGGUAAGAAUUGGGAACGAGUCGCGCACGCCGAUUAUGCCCGGUCUAACAUCGGUGCAGAUGUGACCAAAAAUGUAUUCUAUUGGACUCGCGUCGCCAUCGUUGUUGCACAGGGCGCCGGCAUGCAUCGAAGCGUCGAAAAUUCGCAACUAAGUCGGCAGGAUAAGCGUCUCUGGAAGCGUGUCUGGUGGGCACUGUUCACUCGCGAUCGAUCGGUCGCAGUCGCACUCGGCCGCCCUGUGUCAAUCAACACAGACGACGCUGAUGUCGAGAUGAUCACCGAAGAGGAUUUCAUUGAAGACGAGGGCGACCCAGUCAACGACUAUCGGCGAGAUCCAAUACACGUCCAGUUCUUCUUGCAGUACGUCAAGCUGUGCGAGAUCAUGGGCCUGGUCUUGUCCCAGCAAUACUCUGUAGCUUCUAAAGCCAGGGCCAAGAAUGCCCUGGAUCUCACUCACAGCGACAUGGCUCUUGCAGAUUGGCUACAAAACUGCCCACGAGACGUCUACUGGGAGAGGACACGGCAGAACUUCUGGUCUGCGUUGCUGCAUUCUAAUUACUACACGACCCUCUGCUUGUUGCAUCGAGCACAUAUGCCACCAGCAGACAAGAGACCAAGUGAUCACAUUAACGUCGACAUGGCCUAUCCGUCCAGAACUAUAGCUUUCCAAGCCGCGGGCAUGAUCACGUCUAUCGUCGAGCAGCUGCUCCAGUCUGAUCAAAUCAAGUACACACCAGCAUUCAUUGUCUACAGUCUGUUCUCAGCACUCAUCAUGCAUGUAUAUCAAAUGCGCUCGUCCGUCCGUUCGGUUGUAGAAGCCAGCCAAGAAAGGAUUCAGAUCUGCAUGGCUGCUCUCAAAGAGGUAUCGAAAGUGUGGCUGGUCGCUAGAAUGGUGCACACCCUGUUCGAAUCCAUUCUCGGUAACAACAGCCUGGCGGAAAAGCUACAAAAAGCUUCUGGACGAAAAGCGCCGCGCAACAAGAAUGGUCCUGCCCAGCCCAACGGCCACAACGGCACUACCCAUAACCCGAACUUGGCUCCGGCACCCCCUCCACCUCCUGCGAACAACGUCAAGAGGAAAUUUGACGAAUUCGACAUCGGUUACUCCGGACCACCAGCACCUCAAAUGUCGUACGAGCGAUCGAGACCACAGACGCCUGCUGUGACGCCUUCUCGUGAAUUGAGUCAGCCGCAGGCCAACAAUUCGCUUGGGUCGCCGCCUCUCCCGAACGAUCCGCUCAUGCCCAACACCAACCGCGGCACUUCGCGAUUGCACUCGCGAGGGCCAACACGAGCAAAUUCACCUUUCAAUGGCUAUUCAAUACCAGCGACACCACCCGACUUGUUCUUGGUGACACGAGAUGAGCCAAACAUCUCACAGCAGAUGUGGGACGACUUCCAACCACACCAGCUCUUCCCAGAUGGGACAAUCGGAGACAGCAAUAUGUUCAACAGUCCUACCAUGCAGCAUGCCGUUGAUCCACAACUGCAGGUACCCAAUACCGGGAUGGGUGGACACAUGUCAGAUGUCAACAUGCAAGGCUGGUCGUCGAAUAUGGGGAACAUGAUGGGCACUGGAGUCGAUGGAGGUGGUCGUCACGCUGAGGAUGAUCGGUGGUCGAACUCGUCGAUGGGCAAUGUUCCUGUUGCUCCGCUGCAUCUUGAUCUUGAAGACUGGUACAGCUUCUUCGGGAUUGCGCAGGGGCAGCCUGUUGGUUAG